AUGGUUUAUUAUCGUGCAAGACUUGAUAUGCUUGUGAAACGCGUGGACCACAUUGCUGCGGAGCACAGUGUGCUCCUCGGCAAAUUUGAGCAACUUGGUGCUGCUGUCCUCGACAGCCAGCGUUCAAUCCCUGCCUGCUCGAUGGCAGCUGCCGUCCGACAAAAUCAGCAUUUACGCAAUGUUGAUGAAAACGUAAUUCGGAACACAGUGAUCGGAUGGUUUCACGGCUCUCGUGACCGGUAUGGUGGAAUGCGGGGUAAAAGGAAGGACGUUGUCCAGGGAGGCUACCUGGACUUACUUAACUCAGAGGCCACGGUUAUUAUCAUCGUACUUGCAUAUCUUCUCUGUUAA
This is a messenger RNA of Dibothriocephalus latus, 351 nucleotides long. Lineage: Eukaryota; Metazoa; Platyhelminthes; Cestoda; Diphyllobothriidea; Diphyllobothriidae. The record is from the annotation of a GenBank genome assembly.